AUGAGCGCUUCUUACUCGACAACGGUCAUGGCCUCGGGCACUGCGCUCCUCUCGACGCUACCACAGCGUGCACUGCACAUUCAGAUGCUCUUGCAGCAGCACGUAAGCGAGCGCGUGCCCUCGAAGCUGCGCGUGCAGUUUGCUCAGGCCGUGCUCGCCGCCCCUUCGGCCGUGGGCUCGAACAGCGAUGUGCAGGCGCUUGUGAGCGUCGUGGGCGACGAGAUCGCGCAGCUCUUGAGUGCGCUUCAGCAGCUGCAGCUCUGGAUCCAGCUGCAGGUGCCCAAGGUCGAAGACGGCAACAACUUUGGCGUGGAGGUGCAGAAAUACGCCUAUAUGCACCUAAAAGAGUCGCACGAAAAGUGGCAAAAGACGUGGGACGCGCUCGCGGACUACUGCUCCGCGCGGGCGACUGCUGUGGAGAAGCUCAACAUGAAAGCGACCUCUGAGUCGAGCACGACGACGACUGUCACGUCGUCCAAGGGCGGCAAAGACGGCGACGAGGAGAAGAGCGUGACGGCCAAAGUGGAGAAGCAGAGUCACACGGGGAGCCAAGUGGCAGCGGACGCACUGGCUGCGGUGGUCGAGCUCGACGUCAAGUGGUACGUGAACUUGGUGCGCGCGCUCGAGGGCGUGCGGGACCAAUAUGCCGUGACGGCCGACGUCAUUGCGAAGAAUAAGGAGAAGAUUGAGCUGCCGCGCGGGAAGAACGACUGUGCAGGGUUUAAUAUGUUUUAA
Messenger RNA from Hyaloperonospora brassicae, 735 nucleotides. The record is from the annotation of a GenBank genome assembly. NCBI's taxonomy places the organism in Eukaryota, Oomycota, Peronosporomycetes, Peronosporales, Peronosporaceae.